Molecule: messenger RNA, 2257 nt
Organism: Conger conger (European conger)
Lineage: Eukaryota; Metazoa; Chordata; Actinopteri; Anguilliformes; Congridae
Product: ras-related protein Rab-20-like
Exons: 2
Coding region: 671-1513 (280 amino acids)
Biological process (GO): intracellular protein transport
Cellular component (GO): endomembrane system
Molecular function (GO): GTP binding; GTPase activity
Source: RefSeq, a predicted model, not a curated record
CACACACACGGGCACCUGGAUACAGACAUUAGGUCUAUAGCACAGACACUAUAUGGGCACAAACAAUUAUCGACAAACCGAUUUCACUGUUGUCUUUUAGAACGAUAGAAGAAGAGUAGACUAUUACAAAUGUAACUUUCAGUUCCUGUUCUCUGCUGGGCGCAUUUCACCACGUUCGGUUAACUUCCCACUCGGUGAAAUUUGGGAGCUUUAAAGUUUCCUAAAAACAAGCACAGAAAAACUGUACUGUUAUAUAUAUUACGAUAUUCCAAAUGCACACGGUGUGCUGCGGCGAUCCCAUUUACCUACACAGGCUAUACGAGUGAAAUAUGAGUCUAUAUUAUCUCUUUAUUAACGCUUAAGAAUCUUUUGCAAGUAGUGUACUUUCUGCUUCCGGUUUCGUCACCACCAGAGUUUACUUCCAACGACGCGCAACGCGCGAUGAAGUUUGACCUAAUAAGUAGAGUUCGUAGCCUUGGAAUUAACCAACUGCCUCUAGACAGGUCAGCUAUCAUCAAAGUUCAUUAGUAGUUAGCUUAACAAAAGCGUCGAUAUACUUGUAUGUUUGCUUUCGGCUAAGUCAUAGCUAUAUGAAUACUAGUCUUACCAGGACUCCAGCCAUGUUACAUAUCGUAAAGCUAAGAAAAACGUCCAAAAACUAGAACUUUAAAUGAAAGUAAAGUACAAUAUUGCUACUUUAUCCGCUUGGCCGUUGAUGGUGAAUAAGCGGCGUGUUUCGAAGGCCAUGGCUAACUCCGCAAAGAUGAAUAAGCCCGAUGUUAAAUUGGUUCUCCUCGGGGACAUGAACGUCGGAAAGACCUCCUUGCUCCAUCGAUACAUGGAAAGAAAGUUUCAAGAGACGGUCAGCACGGUCGGAGGGGCGUUCUUCUUGAAGCAGUGGGGACCCUACAACAUUUCCAUCUGGGACACCGCAGGGCGUGAGCAGUUCCACGGUCUGGGCUCCAUGUACUGCCGCGGUGCGGCGGCCAUCAUCCUCACCUAUGACGUCACCAGCUGGCAGAGCCUGGUGGACCUGGAGGAGCGCUUCCUGCUGCUGACGGACACCGCCAACGACGACUGCCUCUACGUCAUCGUGGGCAACAAGGCCGACCUGACCGACCCCGCGGCCCUGGAGGAGGGGCCCGCGGGGGCGGGGGCGGAGCCCGGGCCCGGGGGGGCGGAGCCGGGCCGCGGUGGGGCGGAGCCCGGGGAGCUCCGGCCAAUCGCGGCCGUCCCCAGCGGCCACAAGCAGGUGCAGCGCGAGGACGCCAUGGCGCUCUACGGGCGGGUCCUCCGCUACAAGCAGCAGGACGAGGCCAGCAGCCAGCCCGCCGACAGGAUGUGCUUCGAGACCAGCGCCAAGACCGGCUACAACGUGGACCUGCUGUUCGAGACGCUCUUCAGCAUGGCGCUGCCCUCCAUCCUGAGGAAGCGCUCGGAGAACAGCGCGCACACCGUCGACCUGGAGGAGUGCAGGAACUCAAAGAGGAGCAGGCGGGGGUGCUGCUCCUAGACCUCACACCGUGUAGAGUAGUGUGUGUCGUGUCUGUCUGUCUGUGUGUGUCUGUCUUCGUCUGUCUCUCUGUGUGUCUGUUUGUGUAUGUGUGAGUGAGUCUGCAUGUGUGUCUGCACGUCUGCGUGUGUGUGUGUGUGUGUGUGUCUGCAUGUCUGCGCGUGUGUGUGUGUCUGCGUGUCAGCGCGUGUGUGUGCGUCAGUUGCAUUUCCAGCUCUUAUGACUGCUCCAUGGACUAUAGAAUAAUGUGUCCUUUAUUGCAAUAUGUGUACACUUUUGUAAAUGAUAAUGACAAUCUUCUGGAAAAAGAAAUGGUCGAUGGAGAACGGUUCACCACUCAGUGGUGCAUUAAUCCUGAUUUCGCUCAAUAAAACAGGUCAGAUUUGCAGUAUCGUUCAAUAUUAUUUCAAAUCGGCACAUGCUAACAAUGUCAAAUCAUCAUUUUUGCAUUUGUUUGUGUUGUGUUUUGUUGCAUUAAGCUGGCAUUCAACUGGCAUUCAACUUCGCUUCAGCCACUGAGUCACUGAGCCAAUUCUUCAUCCGCAUGGUAACCUGGAGGAGGACUCCAGUUGCCUCAUCUCCAUCAGAUAUGAUUUUAUUCUGUGAUCUUCAAGAUUGUUGUCAAUUGUUUAGCUUAUUUUUUUUUUUACUGCAAUUUUUACGUUUUCUAUCAAAACUAUUUCGUAAAAUGUGUAUUUAAGUGUAUUUUCUCACUAAUUGUAAAGAAUAAAGAUUUUCAAUGUC